AUGAAAGCAAACACUUCAUCUAUGAAUGGAGAAAAAACACAAAAAUCAAUACCCAAUAGUGAUGAAUCCUCAACAAGACGCAGAAAACGUUCAAGACAUUCGAGCGACUCUUUAGUCUCCGGCAGUAACACUGUUGAGGAAAGAACGGACUUCAAGAGGCCAAAGGGUUUGUUAGGCGGUCCUUCUGUACGGAAAGGUGCGCCUGAAGAACCAGAAGACGUACCUUCUAUUGAGCUUGAAGAUAUAUCCACUGAAGUCGAAGCGCGGCUAAAGCUCAGGGAGAAAACUCGGCGGAAGAAGCGAGAGAAAAAUCGGAAGAGAAAGAGGGAGAGCAUUGAAUCGGCAGGUGGUGGAGCCAGAGCAAAGAAAGUGAAAAAUAGCGGAGAUACCCCCUAG
Messenger RNA from Trichophyton verrucosum HKI 0517, 396 nucleotides. RefSeq lists its product as uncharacterized. The transcript has a single exon. Lineage: Eukaryota; Fungi; Ascomycota; Eurotiomycetes; Onygenales; Arthrodermataceae. The record is from RefSeq and is a predicted model, not a curated record. Bases 1 to 396 code for a protein of 131 amino acids.